UUCCUUUCCUUUUACCUUUGCAAACCCAGGCUCUGGGUUUUCUCAAACCACCGAGAAAGUGAUGAUCGUCGCCGUCGAUGACAGCGAGCACAGCGCCAACGCGCUGGAGUGGACGCUCGAUACUUCUGCAAACCCAGGCUUUUGAUUUUCCCAAACGGCGGAGAAGCAAGUGAUGAUCAUCUCCGUCAAUGAUGGCGAGCACAGCUCGGGUGUGAGUGUGGAGUGGACGCUCGAUCACUUCUUUGUUCCUCUAGGUGAUAGUGCCUUGUUCAAUCUCGUCAUCAUUCACACCAAACCUUUUGCUACUAUUAUUUUCAGCCUUCUUCUUCUCUCAAACCCAGAUCUGGGUUUUUCCCAAACCCAGAUCUGGGUUUUUCCUUUACCCAGAUUGGCCCGAGAAGAUGAUAGGCUCGAGAAGAAAGGGGGGCAACACCGGGCUUUCGAGAAGGAGGGUCGCCGAGCUUCCAGAGGAGUUUCAUUUUCUGGAUUUCACUGCUGAAGGUAUUAUCUGAAACAUAGGGGUUUUUGGAACGGUAGUGAAGGGGAUGACAGGAGCCUGGUCCCGUGGGUGGGAUCCCUCCCAUCAAACCUGGAUUUACCUUCUUAAAACUCCACCGUGAGUGUUCUUGUUAUUUUGUUGAUCUUGUUGAUUUUUGUAUAUGGUUAUUGAAAAAUGAGUGAGAAACAAAGUCUAUUUAGUUUAUUUUCUGUCAUCUUUCUGGUUGGAUUUUGUGGAUUUAUGUUUGCGUUAUGGUCUAUUGAAAU
This is a messenger RNA of Rubroshorea leprosula, 765 nucleotides long. The record is from the annotation of a GenBank genome assembly. NCBI's taxonomy places the organism in Eukaryota, Viridiplantae, Streptophyta, Magnoliopsida, Malvales, Dipterocarpaceae.